AUGGCUCAUUUUGCUGAUCAUGGCAAGAGAAGAUGCAGAUGGGUGAAUGGCCCACUCAUAGUAGGAGCAGGUCCUUCGGGGCUGGCCGUGGGCGCGUGCUUGAAGGAGCACGGCGUCCCCUCCGUCAUCCUCGAGAGGUCCAACUGCAUUGCCUCGCUUUGGCAAAGCCGAGCCUACGACCGCUUGAAGCUCCACCUCCCCAAGCAGUUCUGCCAGCUUCCUAAGCUCCCCUUUCCUGAGGACUUCCCCGAGUACCCCUCCAAGAACCAGUUCGUGGAUUACUUGGAGUCCUACGCCGCGCACUUCCAGCUAAAUCCACGGUUCGACGAGACGGUGGUGUCGGCGAAGCGUGACAACACAUGCGGCAUGUGGCGGGUGAGGACUUGCGUCGGCCGCCAUGGGAGCAGGGGCAGAAGAACCGAGGUGGAGUACAUUUGCCAGUGGUUAGUGGUGGCCAGAGAUGGAAGGAAUGGAGAAAAAUAUUUCAUCACAUUUAUAGAUGAUCUGUCCAGAUAUGGCAAAGUGAUGCAUGCUAGCGACUACAGAUCCGGCGAGGCGUACCGGGGAAGACAAGUCCUCGUCGUAGGCUGCGGGAACUCUGCCAUGGAAGUCUGCCUUGAUCUCUGCCACCACAAUGCCUUCCCAACCAUGGUGGUGCGCGAUGCAGUUCAUGUGCUGCCAAGGGAGACAUUUGGGAGAUCGACCUUUGAGCUGGCUGUUUCCUUGAUGAAAUGGCUGCCGGUGAAGGUGGUGGACAAGGUGCUCUUGAUCUCAUCAUGGAUGAUACUUGGAAACGUCGAGAAAUAUGGACUACGGCGGCCUUCUCUCGGCCCCUUGGAGCUGAAGAACACGCAGGGGAAGACCCCAGUUCUGGACAUUGGUGCCCUGCAAAAGAUCAAGACAGGUGAGAUAAGGGUGGUUCCUGGAAUCAAGAGGCUGUUGCAUGGUCGAGCAGAGCUCGUCGACGGACGAAUUCUCGAUGUAGAUUCGAUCAUCCUCGCGACCGGUUAUCACAGCAAUGUUCAUUCAUGGCUGCAGGGCACAGAGUUCUUCAACAAGGAUGGAUUUCCAAGCCAGGCAUUCCCAGAUGGGUGGAAGGGGGGUUCAGGACUUUAUGCUGUUGGAUUCACAAGGAGAGGGCUCUCUGGUGCAUCCAUGGAUGCUGUGAAGAUAGCAGAAGACAUCGGCAGGGUGUGGAAAGAGGAGACCAGACAGGCCAAGCACAUCACUGCUUGUCACAGAAGAUGCACUUCACAGAACUGAGGAAGAACUUCACAACUAUUACUAAUUUACUUUCCUCUGUCUCUCUCUCUCUCUCUCUCUCUUCAUGUAACAACGACUGUAGCAUGCAAAAUAACACAAGUGAGA
Messenger RNA from Musa acuminata AAA Group (dessert banana), 1368 nucleotides. Its product is annotated as probable indole-3-pyruvate monooxygenase YUCCA5. Gene Ontology annotation, molecular function: N,N-dimethylaniline monooxygenase activity; NADP binding; flavin adenine dinucleotide binding. NCBI's taxonomy places the organism in Eukaryota, Viridiplantae, Streptophyta, Magnoliopsida, Zingiberales, Musaceae. The transcript is spliced from 5 exons. The record is from RefSeq and is a predicted model, not a curated record. The coding region runs from base 1 to 1263 and encodes 420 amino acids.